Messenger RNA from Dioszegia hungarica, 1734 nucleotides. RefSeq lists its product as uncharacterized. The transcript is spliced from 3 exons. The coding region runs from base 1 to 1734 and encodes 577 amino acids. The record is from RefSeq and is a predicted model, not a curated record. Lineage: Eukaryota; Fungi; Basidiomycota; Tremellomycetes; Tremellales; Bulleribasidiaceae.
AUGUCUGCUAAUGCCUCCCGAUUCGAACUUGGCCCAUUGGACCUCUGGGACGGUGGCCUUCAAGGCCUAUUUGACCCACUGUCAUUCUCCCAACCCCGAGAGACUUACCCGGCUACCCAGGUCACCGAGUCCAUCAAUGGUCCGAACACCAACCAAUCGCUCGCGAUCCUCCCUCAAUGGGCCACAACGAGCUCGUGGAAUCCGACGCGGUCUCAAGAGGCAACGGUUCCACUCCCAGAGACCACUUCUGCGACCACGCCUGCGGCUCGUCCUCGCCGUAGAAGGCCAUCUCGGCGCGUCAUCAAAGCCUGUGCUGACUCAAACGACGAAGAAGACCCAAAAGCGAGGGAGAGGCGGGAGGCGAACGCGGAGUCACAGCGCGGGACCCGUCGACGGGCCAGAGACAGAUUGGCCAACGCACUGCAAAGAGCAUUAGUCGCUGAGAGCCGGGUCGCAGAGCUAGAGAGGACGUGUACGCAGCUGCAGACCCGGGUGCAGAGAUACGCGGCGAUGCUCAGGGCGAAUGAUCUGCGUGCAGACCCCCGCGAUCUUGAGGAAGGCAUCGGAGAGGGAACUUUGACGAGUGGUACCGGUGGAGCGCAGGGCUUUGGAGUCCUGCUACAUGAGGUCAAACAUAGUUUUGCCACCCGGUGGCGAAAGCAGCCCGCACAAUUGCUCUGUCAACCGCGCACCGGACAACAAAGGUGCUUCAAGGUAAGGCACGGAAAGCGUGGGUCAGCCUGUCAAAGGAGGAAUCGACCUCCGCACCAGUGCGCCAGUCACUGGUACAUUGUCAUCAGCCAGGCCCGCUGUUUGCGCCUGCGUGUUUCUCUCUUCUCCCUUCGUUUACCCAAUUCGCAUUCACUCCCGUCAGAAAUGGCCACUCUGGAGGAGCAACUUCUCGCACUGCUACCUGGACACGACACAAUUGAAGCAGUCUUCGGAUCGAACACUCAGCAGGAUGAUGGCAACGAGAGAGCUGGUGAUGAGCCAGACAGUGUCCAUCCAUCCGACCUCCCAUUCGAUUGGUUUGCUGGCAUCGAUGCUCUCAACGCGGCCAACACUCUCGCAUCUCGGACCACGGCAUCUGGGAGUGGAUCAACAGAGAUGCAUGGCACUGUCAACGAAGGGAACGAGAGACAGGAAGCCCGGUCAGGUGGCGGGAAGAGUACCCCUCGUCGGAGCGGAGGAGUCAGGAGAGGCACUUGCGGAUCGUGCGGUGCUUCCAGGCAGGUCAGCAAGCCGCUCUCAGAACACCCUUCCGCCAAGAGGGCGCGACUCUGGCGCGCGGGGGUCAGGCUGAGGAAGCUCAGAGGUGAUGAAACGACACAGACCGAGACAGAGAUGCCAACGGCAUCGGAGCGAGAGGCAGAACUGUUCAGCUUGUGGCAAGCUGCGGCGGAGCACGCCGAGUCACUCAGCCUGCAGCUGCAACUUCUCAAAGAACACAACGCUACGAUGAUGGGUAAGCUGUCCGCGCUCGAGAAGCAAAUCGAUCGGCAAGGAACCGGAUUCGGUUCGACAUCGAGGCAAGAGAGACCGCUGGCGACCCCGGUGUCAGUGGAGCGUGACGGGAGUGACGGUACAUACGUAUCGAUGGAUGGUCUGUCAUUGGAGGACACUGGCAUGACCACCGGGGCCUGGGGAGCAGGAUCCGAGAGCUUGUCGAGGCGCCGGGUUACGCCUGCUCUCAUUCUCCAAAGCGGAGGUCAUUGUGUCGACAGUCCAUGGUGA